Molecule: messenger RNA, 4572 nt
Organism: Brugia pahangi
Lineage: Eukaryota; Metazoa; Nematoda; Chromadorea; Rhabditida; Onchocercidae
Source: the annotation of a GenBank genome assembly
AUGAAGAGCCUGUGGCUGUUUAUUAUCUUAUCAGCAUUCCCUAAAAUGAUUCAUUCCUCACCGAGCAAAAAAUCGGUAAUUACAUCAUUGCAUGCAAAAUGGUCACAGACCUCAUUUAUCGCUGAAGCCAGCGAAUUUAUGGCUCAAGAAAGUGACACUUUAUUUUGGGCCUACAUAGAUGAAAUUGUUGAGAAACUUAAUGUCGACGAAUGGCACACAUACAGUGAUGCCAUACAGUAUGAUUUAGCUGUACGCUUAGCAAGCCAUUUAUUGGAGGAAACUCGUGUGAAUCUUUUAAAAUUUGCCUUAUCGUUACGAGCUCAUUCACCAACUGUAUUGCUUUUUCAGAGGUUAGGUACUGAAAGAAAGAAGUCAUGUGCCGCGUUUGCAGAUGUUCAUGGUACCUUAACAUGUGAUGUAAAUGAUUUAGAAAAAGUUAUCGAAAGUGAUGAUAGGGGUCCUGUACCAACAGUUUAUUCUAUUGAUCACGUAUUCCCGGUAAGUAAAGAACAUAAUGUUACCUUAAUUAUAUAUGGUGAAUUGGCGACGCCAUCAUGGAGAAAGUUUCACUUAGCAGCAAAAGCACUAUCGAGAAGCGGGAAAGUCAAGUAUGUCCUUCGCCAUUUUGUUAAAGAUGUUCGUGACGAUAAACCUUUGCUGUCGGGUUACGGCGUCGAAUUAGCUAUCAAAAGUACAGAAUACAAGGCCGUUGAUGACAGCAAUGCUGUAACUGACAAGGUAGCGGUGGAGGAAAGUUCAGAAGAAUAUAUUGAUAACGAAGAAGACAAUUAUGGGUUCAAUUUCAAUACACUGCGCAGGUUGCAUAGUGACUUGAAAGAAUCGAUUGGACAGUUUCGGUUACAUUUGCUGGAACGUGAUGAGCUUACUCCUUUAAAAGUAUGGCAGGUACAGGAACUUAGCUAUCAGGCUGCUCAGAAAAUUGUUCAGGCCGAUCCGCAGAAAGCCAUUAACAUCAUGGUAGAUUCAAGUCAGAACUUCCCGCUUGCUGCUCGGUCACUUUCACGACAAAUAGUACGGAAAGAGUUCAUAUCUGAGGUUAGUGCAAAUCAGGAGCAGUUAAUGGAGUACGGCAUAUCAGAAGGUGAAUCCACAUUUUUUAUCAAUGGUAUUAUGGUGGAUAUUGAUGCUCUGGAUGUGUUCCAAGUGCUUAAUGUGUUGAAGCAGGAGGAAAAAUUGGCAAAUGGAUUUUUCCAUAUGGGAAUUAAGAAUGAAUACCUUUCCAUUCUAAUGGACCUUGAAUUAAACAGUGAGCGUGUAUCAUAUGCACUGGAUUUUAGACCAGCAUUUCCGGAGUACUUGAAUAAUUUGGAUACCGACAAACAAUACCGGCAGUGGGCAAAUAGUGUGGGUUUGCUAUUACAACCCUACUUUCCUGGGAUGCUUCGACCAAUCGCUAGGAAUUUAUAUACUUUGAUUUUUAUUGUUGAUCCAUCCCAAAAAGAAACGCGAGAUUUAUUGCAAUAUGCACUGCGAUUUUAUGCACAUGAGAUACCUGUUAGACUUGGAGUUGUUUUCGUGGCUAACGAUGAAAAAGAAAUAACUGGUUUCGAUGAUGCUUCCGUUGCCAUGCUGAAUUUAUACAAUUUUAUCAAGUCAAAUAAUGGUAUUCAGAAAGCACUGGAUGUCUUGAUUGAGGUCCUAAAUGUGAAGGAAGAAUCCGUGUCUCCGAAGGAUGUAUUGUCGUAUUUUCAAAUGAAAUAUCCUAACCAUGAUCCAAAUAACGUGUUUGGUAGUAAUUCCGACUAUGAUAAUGGACGUUCAACAGGUCAUAAAUUUCUUCGGGACAGCGGGCUUGGUUUAACUCCUAAAGUGCUUCUAAAUGGUGUUGUUCUGGACGAUUCCGGCAUAACGGCGGAUCACUUUGAAGAAACUGUAAUGAUGGAAAUAAUGCGUGUUACAUCGCGUUUACAAAAGGCAGUGAUGGAAAAGAAACUAAAAGAUCAAGACAAUGUAAUGAAUUGGAUACUUUCCCAGCCAGAAGUUAUGCCACGAAUCAACAAACUUAUUCUGGAUUCACCGUUAUCACCUGAUGCGUUGUAUUUGGAUUUAACAUCUGUCAAAAAGUGUACAAGCGUAUCACCUACACAGUAUUACAAACUGCCACCAAAAGAGCAGAAUCAAUGUAUGUUAAAGAGAAUGCGAUACAUUACGAGGACAGAAGAAAUGAAAACGUAUUUUUCUACUGUUUGGGUAGUGACCGACUUGGAAACUGCUGAAGGACGACUUUUGGCUUAUAAUGCAAUCAGACAUCUUAAACGUUCUCAUACUAUGCGUGUUGCUAUCAUUAAUAACCCCAAAAAUAUUGAAAAAGCAACCACUUCUGGUAGUAUAACGAUGCUUGUAAAUAUUGCAUCACGCAUACUUAUACCAAAACAAAUGAAAUCAUUUAUAACAAAGCUUGUGAAAGAGGAAAUUGUAUCCGAACUGCUAAAUAAACAAAUUACAUUGGAUGACCUUUCUGUUAAUGAUAUGAAUAUGACACUUUUUUACAAAGAAGCGAAGCAAAUAAACAGUGAUGAAAUAAUCGUAUAUGCCAAGUACUCAAAGAAUAUUCUUGGUUUAAAACCAGGACAGUUAGCUUUGGUAGUUAAUGGCUUACUUAUUGGACCAUUUGGCGAUAAUGAAGUUCUGGAUGUUGCCGAUAUGGAAUUAAUUGACAAACUCACGUUGCUUCGAGGUGGAAAGGUCGUUAAAGACUACAUGGAGAAGUGGGGAAUACAAACAAGAUAUGGGGAAUCAUCAGAUAUGGUUGCACGCAGCAUGGCUUUAAUUGGAAGUGUUGGUGUUACCAAAAAACGGCGAUUCAUUCCACUCUUAAGAGAGAAAGAGAGUGUCUUGACGAUUUCUGGCAACAACGAAGAAGGCUUGAUCCUGGCGCUCUGUAUUGUUGACCCAUUAUCUACUCAAGCUCAACGACUUGGCCAUUUGCUGACUGUUAUACAAAAAAUUGUCAAUGUGGAGGUGAAAUUGGUAAUGAAUCCUAGAGCCAAACUUAGCGAACUUCCAUUAAAGAGGUUUUAUCGUCUCGUGUUACAACCGUCGGUGAUGUUCGAUAAUUCAGGACGUAUCAGUGAUGCUGCAUAUGAAGCGCGCUUCACAGCGUUACCAAACAAACAGCUGUUAACUCUUGCAGUUGUUCCACCUGACGCUUGGAUGGUCCAGUCAGUAUAUGCCGUUUAUGAUUUAGACAACAUUAGGCUAGAAAAUGUACCAGGAAAUGUGCUUGCCAAAUUUGAACUUGAGCAUAUCCUUUUGGAGGGUCACUGCUUUGAUGAUAUGACAGGAUCACCUCCACGUGGUCUACAAUUUACUUUGGGCACACUAGUUAAUCCGAGUCGUUAUGACACAAUUGUAAUGGCUAAUUUGGGCUAUUUCCAGUUAAAAGCUGAUCCGGGUGCUUGGAUUUUAAACCUUCGUGAUGGUAAAUCGAAGGAUAUCUAUAACAUUGUAAGUCAUGUAAAUACGGAAUCGGAAGAUGAGGCCGGAGUAAAUGUGCUAAUCGAUUCAUUCAGUGGUCGAACAAUUCGUGUUCGUGUCGCCAAGAAAAAAGGAAAGGAAAAGGAGAAUUUAUUAAGUGAGGGAAAAUCGGAAGGAGAGAGUGAAGACCAUCACUCCAUUUGGAGCAGCAUAUCGACGACAAGUAUAAGUGGUGAUGAAAAACAUGAUGCCAUCAAUAUUUUUUCGUUAGCAUCGGGACAUUUAUAUGAACGUUUCCUGCGAAUCAUGAUUUUGAGCGUAAUGAAACAUACGAAACAUCCCGUCAAUUUCUGGCUACUUAAAAAUUAUUUAUCACCUAAUUUUAAAGAAACAUUGCCUCAAAUGGCUAAACAUUACGGUUUCAAGUAUGAGUUUAUAGAAUACCGUUGGCCACGUUGGUUACAUCAACAAACUGAAAAGCAGCGCGUCAUGUGGGGAUACAAAAUACUUUUCUUGGAUGUUCUGUUUCCGUUAGGUGUACGGAAAAUAAUUUUUGUUGACGCGGAUCAAAUAGUUCGGACAGAUUUGAUGGAACUGAUGGAGUUGGAUUUGGGAGGUGCUCCAUAUGGUUUCACUCCAUUCUGUGAUAGCAGAACAUCGAUGGAUGGUUUCAGGUUCUGGAAAAAGGGUUAUUGGGCUAAUCAUCUUGCUGGUCGCAAAUAUCAUAUUAGUGCACUUUACGUAAUCGAUCUGGUCAAAUUUCGUCAGGUAGCUGCUGGUGAUCGCUUACGUGGUCAAUAUCAAGGACUGAGUGCUGAUCCGAAUAGCCUUUCAAAUCUUGACCAGGACUUACCAAAUAAUAUGAUCCAUCAAGUGCGCAUUAAAUCGUUGCCGCAGGAAUGGCUUUGGUGUGAAACAUGGUGUGACGAUGCUUCGAAAGAAAAGGCAAAAACGAUUGAUUUGUGCAACAAUCCCCAAACGAAGGAACCGAAACUUGAUUCCGCCAUGCGAAUUAUUCCCGAAUGGAAAGAUUAUGAUGCUGAGAUAAAGGCAUUAUUUGAAAUAAGAUCAAAAAAUCAUACGGGACAAACGAAGUCUGGGCAUGAAGGAACUGAUAAACACACCGAGCUGUAA